AUGGCGGCAGGGAGUUACCGUGCUCGGCGCCCUGCUCGCCUUCCCUCGCAGCGCAGGAAAGAGAGGACGAGCACCGACACCGAGAUACAGCGCUUCAUUGCCAGGAAGGCGGAUCUCCUUUUUGCUCAGUCGUGGAAACCCAAUGGUCCUCUUUCUGACACAAUUGAAGAAAAUGAAGAGUAUUAUGCUGUUAUGCCUCCCCUGGAACAGUUCAUGGAGGUUCCCAGGGAAGACAGGAGAGAACUAUUCUUCCGAGACAUCGAACGUGGUGAUAUCGUGAUUGGGAGGAUUACUUCUAUUCGGGAAUUUGGCUUUUUCAUGGUGUUGAUUUGUCUGGGAAGUGGUGUCAUACGGGAGAUCUCGGAUUUAGAAAUCACUGCUCUUUGUCCAUUGCGAGAUGUGCCUUCUCAGAGCAACCACGGAGAUCCUUUAUCUUAUUAUCAGACUGGAGACAUUAUUCGAGCUGCGGUCAAGGAUGUUGAUCGUUACCACGAAAAACUCACGAUAUCGCUUUACAGCUCGGCUCUUCCACCCUAUCUUUCUAGUACAAAACUAGGAGUAAUUACCUCUGAUGAAUUUCCAUUACAUUACAGGCGAAGCAUGGAAGUUGCCAAUACGUUGGAGACAUAUGAAGAGGUUUUGCAUCGUUCUCCAGGAUUUGCUAAUCCAUCAGUAGUUGAAUAUUUAGCAGAAAAGCUAGGACUGAGUGAAACAAACCCACCAUCUUUGAUGAGAGGUCUUCAAGUCAAGAAUUUCAGUGAAGAAGACUUUGCUCCUGCAUUGAGGAAAAGACAGUCUGCAUCUUGGGCCUUGAAAUGCGUGAAGACUGGAGUUGAUUAUUUUAAGGUUGGACGCCACGUGGAAGCUAUGAAUGAGUACAACAAGGCUUUGGAAAUAGAUCCACAGAAUGUUGAAGCGUUGGUAGCCCGCGGAGCUCUGUAUGCAACAAAAGGAAGUCUAAACAAAGCCAUAGAUGAUUUUGAAACUGCGUUAGAAAACUGUCCCACCCACAGAAAUGCAAGAAAAUACCUCUGUCAAACACUUGUGGAAAGAGGCGGGCAGUUGGAAGAGGAGGACAAACUACUAAAUGCUGAGAGUUACUAUAAAAAAGCCUUAAAUUUGGAUGAGACUUUUCAGGAAGCAGAAGAGGCCUUAACGAAACUCCGUAAGCACAUGCAGAAAUCUUUGGAAAUGAGGGAGAAGCAAGCUGCAAAAGAAGAGAGACAGAAAGAAAAGAAAGUAGAAACAAGUGCAGAAAAAUUGCGUAAGCUCUUAAAAGAAGAGAAAAGGUUGAAGAAGAAAAGGAAAAGAUCAACUUCCUCCUCUUCCUCCUCCACCUCCUCCUCCUCGUCCUCAAGUGACUCUUCAUCAGAUGUGUCAAUUUCGUCUUCCUCUUCUUCUGAUCACAAAAAACGCAAGAAAAAGCAUCGGAAUAGAUCAGAGUCUUCCCGCAGCUCCAAAAAGCACUCAUCUAGAUCUUCACAUUACAAAGAUCAGAUUAGGAAAGAUGAGUGGUAUUCGCCUCCAGCUGAUACCUCUGCUUCCUUUCUUAACCAAAGAUUUGAAGUGGAAAAACUGCUGGAAAGGCAGGACAGCUUAGUGUAUCCAAAAACAGAGGUAAGAGAGAAAGACAGACACUGUUCUCUAUCGAGGACUUCAGCUGAGGAUGAAGACACUUUUGGAGGUAGGUCUGAAGAUUCAAGAGAUUCUUACAGUAGCUCCAGAACUCAGGCAAGUAGUAGCAAAAUUGAAAAACAUGUUAAAACGGACAGAUUUUUCUCCAGUAGGAGGAGUUCAUCAGGUUCAUGUCAUAAGUCAGAUGAUAAAACCCAGAUGCAUUAUUUUAGGAAAUUAGACAGGGAAGUAGAGGGGAAAAGAGAACCGUUUAAAAGAUACGGCUCAGGUCAAGACAGGUAUUAUGCAUCUCCAGCAGGGUCCGACUAUUCUGGCAAGUCGGUGGGAAAGUACAAAUCGUAUUCUAGCACUUGUUUACAUGAAAGUGAUAAAAGUUACGACAGUGAUAGGCAUGUAUUAAGUCAGCAUAAAAAUGAAAGGAGAGAGUAUAAACAUAGCGAAAGAAGUUAUGAGGAGACCAGUACCACAAAAGUGGACGAGGAAACUACUCUAAAUGGUAAAGAACAAUCAGAAAGUGGCAUUAAAAGAAACUUGCCCCAGAACUUACUGAACAUAUUCAAUCAAAUUGCUGAAUUUGAGAGGGAAAAAGGAAGUAAGCAGAAGAACCAGUGAAGUACCUAAGAAAAUGCUAUUAUGCUGGAUGUAGGUAAAUGAAUUUUUAUUCCGGUAUCUGUUAAGGAAAAAUACAUGCCCUUGAAAUGCAUAUGAAAAGUGACAGUAAAGCAGAAUCUGUUCUGUUGUGCAGAAUCUGUUGUGCAGAUUCUUUAAGGUUAAAAGAUUGCAUGGCGGAAAGAAAGAUGCAAGGAUAUCUCAUAUUAAAUAUCAGUUACUAUUUAAAAUCAAAGGUCCUUGUACUCCGUAACUUGGGAUGUUCCUGUACAAUAUUCUUGGUGUGACUGGAUGAAAUCUUAAAUCUUUUGAUGCCCUUAAAUGGUAGUUGUGUAACCUGCAUCAAAUAUGCACUUUAACAACAGGUGAUUUUUUUUUUUUCUUCUUCUUCUUCUUAGGGUACUGUUGACUGUUAACUAUUUUUGUAUUUAAACCUAACCUCCAGAUAUUGAAAGGGGAUAACUGAAUGGAGCUGAUGUGCCAUCAAUGUAUAUAGCUUAUUUGAUCAUUAAAUCUUAUUAGUUUUGUGUCUUG
Molecule: messenger RNA, 2778 nt
Organism: Struthio camelus australis
Lineage: Eukaryota; Metazoa; Chordata; Aves; Struthioniformes; Struthionidae
Source: RefSeq, a predicted model, not a curated record